GAUCCACCCAGCGACGCGACCAUCGUCCCUCUCCGCCAUGGCCGCCUCAUUCGAAAACUCUGGUGAAAAGGGCAAAUUGUCCAGCGAAGGCUCCAUUUCUGGCCUGCCUCGCAUGGCUGCACCCCAUGAACUCGACGAGCGCCGGAGAGCUGCGCUCGCAGAGAUCGAUAACGCCAAGUUUUCUUGGUUUCACGUCAAAGUCUGUGCAGUCGCCGGCGUAGGCUUCUUCACCGAUGCCUAUGACAUCUUCGCCAUCAACAUCGCUUCCACGAUGCUGGGCUAUGUAUACGGAAAAGGCCAUGCCCUUAGUGCCAACCAAGACCUUGGCGUCAAAGUAGCAGCACCUGUCGGCACUCUUGUCGGGCAGCUGCUCUUUGGCUGGCUUGCGGAUGUUAUCGGCCGUAAGCGCAUGUAUGGUGUUGAGCUCAUGAUCAUCAUCGUCGCUACAUUCGCUCAGGCUCUGUCUGGCCAGGGCCCCGCGGUCCACAUUAUUGGUGUUCUCAUUGUUUGGCGUUUCAUCAUGGGCAUCGGUAUCGGUGGAGAUUACCCUCUCAGCGCGGUCAUCUCGUCCGAAUUUGCCUCGACACGGUCUCGUGGUCGUCUUAUGACGGCUGUGUUCGCCUCGCAGGGCUGGGGUAAUUUUGCUGCUGCCCUCGUCGCCUUGAUUGUCGUGUCUGCCUACAAAACGUCUAUCCUCACCGAUAACUUCGUGACGCUUGACUCGGUCGACUUCUGCUGGCGUCUGCUUAUCGGUCUGGGCUGUGUCCCCGGCGUGGUGGCGCUCUACUUCCGCCUUACGAUCCCUGAAACGCCUCGGUUUACCAUGGAUAUCGAGCGCAAUGUCAAGCAGGCGACGCAGGAUAUCAACAAUGUUUUGACCACUGGAAACUCAUACGUCGACCCUGAUGCCGUCGUCCAGCGCGCCAAGGCCCCCAAGGCCAGCCGCAGAGACUUUGCAGCCCACUUCAGCAAAUGGUCUAACAUGAAGGUCUUGAUCGGCACAGCGUACUCAUGGUUCGCGCUCGAUAUUGCGUUUUACGGUCUCGGCCUUAACUCAUCCAUCAUCCUGACGGCCAUUGGUUUCGGAACACCACCCACAAGCGGUACCCUUGGCGUGUACGAGAAUCUGCAUAAUAUCUGUGUCGGCAACUUGAUCUUGUCCGCUGCCGGCCUGAUCCCUGGGUACUGGGUGUCCUUCCUGUUCAUUGACUCAUGGGGCCGCAAACCUAUCCAGCUCAUGGGCUUCAUCAUGCUUACCAUCCUUUUCGUCAUCAUGGGCUUUGGUUACGACAAACUCACCGCGACUACGUCGACCACGAAGGCGUUCGUCUUCCUCUACUGCCUCGCCAACUUCUUCCAGAACUUCGGUCCCAACACGACCACGUUUGUCAUUCCCGGAGAGGUGUUCCCCACGCGGUACCGCUCGACGGCACACGGCAUUUCGGCCGCGAGUGGCAAGCUCGGCGCCGUCGUCGCGCAGGUCGGCUUUGCGCGCCUGAAGGAUAUCGGAGGGAAGAACAAGUUUGUUAAACACAUUCUUGAAAUCUUUGCUUUCUUCAUGUUGACCGGUAUCUUCUCGACACUCCUGUUGCCCGAGACGAAGGGCAAGUCGCUGGAGGAGCUAUCCAAUGAGAACCAGGAAGGGUUCUUGCAGGGUGUCGCUCCGGUAGAAGUCAGGGACGGCGUCAUCGUCGAGGCAGAAGCACGAGAGCGGGAAUCGAGAGCCGUCUGAUCGUGCCGUUCUCCCUCUCGCGCCUGCCAUGCCGCCUCACACAUACUUUCAUCCAGUCGUCUUUGUCAUCGUCCUCAUCUCGCUCCUUGUUUUGGAUCGUCCGCCUGCAAGGCCCUUUCCUGAUCACCUACACUUAUAUACUCGUUCAACGACGUCUUGUUAUCAUCACUUACCCACAGUAUAUUUAUGAAACCCACUGUUGUAGCCUUUCGCCCACGUAAUAGUUUAGAGGUCGCUGAG
Messenger RNA from Heterobasidion irregulare TC 32-1, 1972 nucleotides. Its product is annotated as inorganic phosphate transporter. The transcript has 10 exons. Gene Ontology annotation, biological process: transmembrane transport; phosphate ion transport. Bases 38 to 1732 code for a protein of 564 amino acids. NCBI's taxonomy places the organism in Eukaryota, Fungi, Basidiomycota, Agaricomycetes, Russulales, Bondarzewiaceae. The record is from RefSeq and is a predicted model, not a curated record. Gene Ontology annotation, molecular function: phosphate transmembrane transporter activity. Gene Ontology annotation, cellular component: membrane.